AGGGUGAGGAGCCAGGGUGAGGAGCCAGGGUGAGGAGCCAGGGUGAGGAGCCAGGGUGAGGAGCCAGGGUGAGGAGCCAGGGUGAGGAGCCAGGGUGAGGGACCAUGCUGAGGAGGAAGAGGAGCGUCUCCUUUGGAGGUUUUGGAUGGAUUGAUAAAUCCACGGUCAGCGCUCUGAGAGCUCGUAAACAGGAGCAGCUCAACGUCUCCAAUGUUUCUGUGGCAGACCGCCCCCCCUCCCCGCCCCGCACAGCCCCACCCACCAUGAAGGCUGCACACUUCUUUGACCAAAUGGACAGGAUGGAGCAGGUCCUGGAGACGUCAGAGAUGAGGACCGUCCCUCAGAGACAGAAGGACGACUACAUUCCCCAUCCUAGAAUAGAGGAGGUGUUGGAGCGGGGGGCGCCGUACCCCCAGGUGAUCUUACCCGUCUUUGGAGGUUACUGGAUCGAAGCUCAUGAGGCUCCGCCCACUUCACUGGAGAACAGGAAGGAGAAAGAGCGGGAGGAUGAGGAGGAGAAGACGGGCUCUAAAGGAGCUGUGGAGGAAGAGGAGACACCUGCAGGGGAUUAUGGGUACCCUCUGGAGGAGAAGAACGACGCGGCGCGGGCAUAUAGACGACACUUCUUCUGUGGAGAACAUUUCAACUUCUACUGCUCCCACGGCAGUCUGGGAAAUCUGCUGCUGUCAGUCAGACAUGAGGCCGAGCAGCUGGAGGGGGAGGAGCUUCUACAUGUCAUCGUCAGGUCGAGGCUCAAAAGUGUUUACCACAGACUGCCACUGGGGGAGCUGCCAGAGAUUCCCAGUGUCCCAGAACUCGCCAAGCUGUUGUGUGAUGAAGCCGCAGGUCUGUGUUUCAGUCCUGUCCUUUACCUGAAGGCGUCUCAGCUCAUUGUCAGCUACGACGAGCACGAGGUCAACAACACCUUCAAGUUUGGCGUCAUCUACCAGAGGUUUGGACAGGUGUCUGAGGAGGAACUGUUCAAGAACCACCAGGAAACACCGGCGUUCACAGAGUUUCUGCAGCAGCUGGGAGACACGGUGGAGCUGCAGGACUUCAGAGGGUUCCGUGGAGGUCUGGAUGUUUCCCACGGUCAGACGGGGUCUCAGUCUGUCUACACCGUCCACAGAGACCAGGAGGUCAUGUUCCACGUGUCCACCAAGCUGCCCUUCACAGAGGGAGACACGCAGCAGCUCCAGAGGAAACGUCACAUAGGAAACGACAUCGUGACGGUGGUGUUCCAGGAGGAGGCCACGCCCUUCGUCCCUGACAUGAUCGCCUCCAACUUCCUCCACGCCUUCGUGGUGGUGCAGGUGGAGAACGCCGUCAGUGACGUCACCAGCUACAAGGUGGCGGUCACUGCCAGAGAGGACGUCCCUCAGUUUGGGCCCCCCCUCCCACAUCCCCCCAUCUUCAAGAAGGGUCCAGAGUUCCGGGACUUCCUUCUCACCAAGCUCAUCAACGCCGAGAUUUCCUGCUACAAGAGUGAACGUUUUGCCCGACUGGAGGAGCGCACCCGCGCCGCCCUGCUGGACAGUCUGAACGACGAACUGCAGAGACACAGCCAGGGCAUGCUGGGUAUGACAUCAGGGGUGGAGGAGGAGGGACGUGCUGAGAACGGACACGCCCACGGAGGACUGCUGGACUCCAUUAAGCGAGCGAUGAGAGGACGGAGUGUUUCCAUGGAAACCAUGUCACGGGGCGGGGCUUGUUUACCUACAAGUCUGAGUGGAGGAGGUCUGACCCACAUCAGUUGUCAGUACAACAGUAAGUCUCCAGUCAAGCGUCGCUCCGGUCUGUUUCCUCGUCUGCUCAGUGUGGACAGUCAGACAGAGAGACUGGUCCAGAGGAGUGAACAGAAGAUUGUGGACGGCUGUCCCACCUCGCUGGAAACCAGGUUCGAGCUGACGUCCAAUCCCAGCUCUCCGGAGGCGGGAUCUCGAGACAGGACUCACCUGAAGAAGAACAGUUCCAUGUCCCGGUCCUCGUCCAGUUCCUGCAGCUUCAGUCUGUCUGUGGACGGCUCUGCUCCGGCUGCUGAAGGUUCGAGUCCAGUCAUCAUCUGCCGUAGUCCUUCAGAGAGCAGAAAUAAAAACUCUCCAAGAUCCAACCUCAGGUUUCGCUUCGACAGACUGAGUCAGUCUACACUGCAGCAGCAGCAGUAACAGCAGCAGCCGUGACAGCAGCAGCAG
Messenger RNA from Cynoglossus semilaevis (tongue sole), 2192 nucleotides. RefSeq names its product rap1 GTPase-activating protein 2-like. The transcript has 24 exons. Gene Ontology annotation, molecular function: GTPase activator activity. Gene Ontology annotation, biological process: regulation of small GTPase mediated signal transduction. NCBI's taxonomy places the organism in Eukaryota, Metazoa, Chordata, Actinopteri, Pleuronectiformes, Cynoglossidae. The record is from RefSeq and is a predicted model, not a curated record. The coding region runs from base 105 to 2165 and encodes 686 amino acids. Gene Ontology annotation, cellular component: cytoplasm; plasma membrane.